Limanda limanda (common dab) is the source of this 4079-nucleotide messenger RNA. RefSeq names its product myosin binding protein C3 (gene mybpc3). Lineage: Eukaryota; Metazoa; Chordata; Actinopteri; Pleuronectiformes; Pleuronectidae. The record is from RefSeq and is a predicted model, not a curated record. Gene Ontology annotation, molecular function: protein binding. The transcript is spliced from 33 exons. Bases 37 to 3987 code for a protein of 1316 amino acids.
GUGAGUCACGCUGUGGAGGAGGGGAGAUCAUUCAGGAUGCCGGAGCCAGUCAAAAAAAACGUUUCAGCAUUUGCCAAGAAACCAAAGACUCAGGCGGCAGAGGAGGGGUCCUCUGUGCUGUUUGAAGCAGAAACCGAGAAGUCUGACGCUAAAGUAAAAUGGCAGUGCAACUCAAAGGACAUCUCAAGCAGCGGCAAAUUUGUGAUCACAGCCAACGGAAAAAAGCACUCCCUCGCUAUGAAAGAAAUAACCAAGGAGGACGCUAAUGUCUAUGCAGUGAUUGCUGGGGGGUCAAAGGUCAAGUUUGAGCUGAAGGUCACAUCAAAGCCAGAAGCUCCAGCUGAGCCCACUACUGAUGCACCUGGUGCUGAACCAGAACAGGCCCCCGCUCCACCUGCAGCAGAAUCAAAUGGGGUCGAGUCCGCGCCACCAGCUAACGAUGCACCUCUGGCAAACGACCCUCCGCCCGCCACCGAUGCUCCACCUGCCACCGAAGCUCCACCCGCCAAAGACGCUCCUCAAGCUGAGGACGAACAGGCUCCAGACACCAGACAGGACCUGAUUGGAAUCUUCACAGAGAAACCCCAGAGUGGAGAAGUGACUGUUGGUGGAAACAUCACGUUUGUGGCUAAAGUGAACGCUGGGUCAUUACUGAAGAAACCCACCGUUAAAUGGUUCAAAGGGAAGUGGAUGGACCUCGCCAGCAAGUCUGGGAAACACCUUCAGCUGAAGGAGGCGGUCGACCGCAACACUAAGGUCUACACCUUCGAGAUGCUCAUCAUCGAAGCCAAGCCGAACUUUGCCGGAGCUUACAGAUGUGAGGUUUCAUCCAAGGACAAGUUUGACAGCUGCAAUUUUGAAUUGAGCGUGCAUGAGGCGAGUGCUCCUGAGGGCUUCGACAUAAGAGCAGCAUUCAGGCGCACGAGUGAAGCUGGAAGGAAGAGGACAGGACCAUCAGCAAGUAGCACCGAUGGAAAAGAAGACUCAGGAGAGCUGGAUUUCAGCACCUUAUUAAAGAAGAGCAGCAGUUUCUUAAAAACCUCACAUCGAGCCGUGCAGGUGCACACGGAGCCCGACGUGGACGUGUGGAAUAUCCUCAGCCACGCUCCUGCCUCAGAAUUUGAGAAGAUUGCUUUUCAGCAUGGCAUCACCGACCUGAGGGGCAUGCUGAAGCGACUGAAGAAGAUGAAGAAGGAAGAGAAGAAAAGUGAAGCUUUCCUGAAAAAGUUGGAUCCUGCCUACCAAGUGAAAAAGGGGCAGAAAAUAAAACUUGCAGUGGAGGUCGCCAAUUCAGAUGUUGAGGUGAAAUGGCUGAAGAACGGGCAGGAAAUCCAUCCGACUGGAAGCAAGUACAUAUUUGAGAGUGUCGGCAACAUGCGCUACCUCACCAUCAACCACUGCUCGCUGGCGGAUGACGCUGCGUAUUGCUGUGUGGUGGGGGAGGAGAAGUCCACCACCGAGCUCUUUGUUAAAGAGCCUCCGAUCCUGAUCGUGAAGACUCUGGAGGACCAGAUGGUCAUGAAUGGUGAGCGGGUGGAGUUGGAGUGUGAAGUCUCAGAGGAAGGAGCCAAUGUGAAAUGGGAGAAAGACGGCGUGGAACUGACAAGAGACGAGUCCUUCAAGUAUCGCUUCAAGAAGGACGGCUGCAAACACGUUCUGAUCAUUAACGAGGCCACCAAGGAAGACUGCGGCCACUACAAGGUUAAAACCAACGGCGAUGAGUCAAUGGCUGAACUCCUGGUGCAGGAGAAAGAGCUGGAGGUCUACCAGAGCAUCGCCGACCUCACGGUGAAGGCCAAGGAUGAGGCCGUUUUCAAGUGUGAGGUGUCGGAUGAGAACGUGAAGGGAACCUGGUUUAAGAACGGCAUAGAGGUCAAGCCUGACGCCAGAAUAAAAAUCACACAUAUCGGAAGGAACCACAAACUGACCAUUGACGAGGUCAAACCAGAGGAUGAGGGGGACUACACUUUUGUGCCAGACGGCUACGCUUUCAACCUUUCUGCCAAACUCAAUUUCUUGGAGGUGAAGAUCGAUUUCGUGCCGCGUCAAGAUCCUCCCAAGAUCCACCUGGACUGUAUGGGUCGUACCACUGACUCAACCAUUAUCGUGGUGGCUGGAAACAAACUGCGUCUGGACGUCCCCAUCACUGGAGACCCGGCACCCACAGUGAUCUGGACCAAAGGAGAGAAGGCUAGUUCUGUAAAACCUGAUGGAGGAGAGAAAGGACGGUCGGCAACCUCUUGGACCGUGAAGGAUGGUGAAAUCGUCACAGAGGGAGACAGCAGGGUCCAUGUUGAUAGCACCAAGGGCCACUGUGUCUUCACCAUCGAGGGCGCUGAGAGGCAGGACGAGGGCAUCUAUUCUGUCGUGGUCAGAAACCCUGCAGGGGAGGACACUGCAGAUAUCAACGUGAAAGUUGUUGAUGUUCCAGAUCCCCCCCAGGCUCCCAGAAUCCUCAGCGUGGGGGAGGACUCAUGUGUCGUCCAGUGGGAUCCCCCGUCUUUUGACGGCGGACAGCCAAUCACCGGCUAUGUGCUGGAGAGAAAGAAGACGAAGGGCUACAGGUGGAUGAGGCUGAACUUUGACCCAUACUCUGAAACCACCUUCGAGGCCAAGAGGAUGAUUGAAGGAAUUCCGUACGAAAUGCGAGUGUACGCCGUCAACAGCAUCGGCAUGUCUCGUCACAGUCAGGCCUCGCAGCCCUUUGUGCCAGUGGCCCCCACGAGUGAGCCCAUCGGAUUGUGUGUCGACGACAUCAAUGACACUUCCAUCUCACUGAAGUGGCGACCGCCUGAGAGGAUCGGCGCGGCUGAACUCGAGGGUUAUGGGGUUGAGUACUGCAAGGAGGGCACUGAUGAGUGGAUACCGGCCAUGGAGGGUCUGACUGACCGGACGUCACUGGUCGUCCGGGGUCUCACCACCGGGGACAGGCUGCAGUUCCGUGUUCGAGCCUUCAACAUGGCGGGACCCAGCGGCGCCUCCACUAUGGCUCAACCCAUCACCAUCAGAGAGAUAAUGCAGCGCCCAAAAAUAUGGCUUCCCAGAAGUCUCCGCCAGACUCUCAUCAAGAUAGUUGGAGAUUCAGUCAACAUUAUGAUUCCAUUCCAGGGGAAGCCCAGGCCUAAGGUGACAUGGAGCAAAGACGGGGAGCCUCUAGACGCCACGUUCGCUAGUGUGAGGAACAGCGACCUGGACACGAUCCUCUUCAUCCGCAAGACGGAGAGAAAACACUCGGGGAAGUAUGAUCUCCACGUGCAGAUUGAAAACGUGGAAGACACAGCGAGUCUCACUCUGCAGAUUGUUGAUCUGCCCGGGCCUCCUGAGGCUCUGAAGAUCAUGGAUAUCUGGGGCUUCAAUGUGGCGCUCGAGUGGAAACCGCCUAAAGACAACGGCAACUGUGAGAUCCUUGGUUACCUUGUUCAGAAAGCUGAGAAGAAAACCAUGGAAUGGUUUACUGUCUACGAUCAGUACCGGCGAACCAACUGCAUCGCGUCUGACCUCAUCAUGGGCAAUGAGUACGUCUUCCGCGUCUCUGCCAUCAACCUGGUGGGCAUCAGCGACGAGGCCUGCAACACCAAAGACAGCGCUAACAUCAGCAAGACAGGUAUCGAGUACAAGCCGCCAAGCUACAAGGACGCUGACUUCACAGAGGCUCCCAAGUUCACGCAUCCUUUAGUGAACCGUUCUGUCAUCGCGGGAUACAACGCAACGCUCAGCUGCUCAGUCAGAGGCAUACCAAAGCCUAAAGUGACCUGGUACAAAAACAAGAUGGACAUCUCAAAUGAAGCCAAGUACCGGAUGCUCAGUAAGCAGGGCAUCCUGACACUGGAGAUCCGUAAGCCCUGUACCUUCGACGGGGGGGUGUAUACGUGCAAAGCAGUCAACGACAGCGGAGAGGACGUGGUGGAGUGUAAACUGGAGGUUCGGCCUCAAAUUGCUAGAGAAGAAAAGAAAGCUGAAAUUAAAGCGGCCCCAGCUGCGGACUGAGGAGAAGGUCGAUCAGUUUCCAGCGAGCCGACUCCUGAACGUCGUCUGUUUUGUGUCAUGAGAAACUUUUCACCUGCAUCUUCACCCGUUUG